AUGGAGCAAGAAAACUCUAUGAAAAGAUGGUGGUUCAAUUCGAUGUUAUUUAAGAAGGAGUUCGAACACAGAUGUAGGCUAACUAAAUCAAUGGGCAGUCUUGGUCCUAUUGAAAAUGCCAGUGAAAGUAAAGAUCCGAAUAGAAAUGAUACGGAUAAAAACAUUCAGGUGAAAGAUAGUAAUGGGGACAGUUAUUCUAUAUAUUUUGAUAUUGAAAAUCAUAUUUUUGAGAUUGCCAAUGAUCAUCCUUUUUGUAGUGAACUAGAAAGUUCUUUUUAUCGGAAUUAUAGUGAUCUGAAUAAUGGAUCUAAGAGUAAGAAUCCCGACCACGAUCGUUACAUGGAUGAUACUCAGUAUACUUGGAAUAAUCACAUUAAUAGUUGCAUUGACAGUUAUCUUCGGUCCCAAGUCUAUAUUGAUAAUUACAUUGUAAGUGGUAAUGACAAUUCCAGUAAGUGGGGCCACGACGUGGCAUUCGUCGAUGAGGAGCACGCAUUUGCACAACACCACGACAUGGCAUAUUGUUGGCCACAACGUGGUGAUGGUUUUUGGCCAAAACCCUAA
Molecule: messenger RNA, 564 nt
Organism: Lactuca sativa (garden lettuce)
Lineage: Eukaryota; Viridiplantae; Streptophyta; Magnoliopsida; Asterales; Asteraceae
Source: RefSeq, a predicted model, not a curated record